AUGUCGUUGAACGAAGUCUGGGAGGCAGCCUCCGCAUACCCUUUCUCUCCCGUGGUCUCCAAAGACAAUCAGUUCUCCGUCGGCUUCAGUUUACUGCUCAUUGCAUUCUUCCUGACUGGACUCUUUGGACUAAAUCGGUCUUUCCUGAGUAUUGCAUCUCUCGGCGUGCCAGCCUCAUUGGCAUUCGGUUUCGGGGCUGUGUACAUGAUCUGUGCCGUCGGGGUCUACGUCUAG
Aspergillus chevalieri is the source of this 234-nucleotide messenger RNA. Its product is annotated as putative DNA repair protein Rad1. Gene Ontology annotation, biological process: protein N-linked glycosylation. The coding region runs from base 1 to 234 and encodes 77 amino acids. Lineage: Eukaryota; Fungi; Ascomycota; Eurotiomycetes; Eurotiales; Aspergillaceae. The transcript has 4 exons. The record is from RefSeq and is a predicted model, not a curated record.